UUUGGCAUUGGUCUUUGAAUGCAAUCUACCUAUCUAAAUAUUGACAGGGUCAUUCUGUUUUGUUUCAAGGAAUACUUUUCUCUGGCUUUUAAAAUAGUGUUGCCAAACUUGAAAGCAGCUUUCUCUAUCCUGCUGCUCUUGUUAGCUGUCUGAGGGAUUAUGGAAGUGGAAUUUCAACACAUCUGGAGGCACCAGGUUGAGACAUCCUUGAGCAUUUGAGACGGAUGUGAGAGAAUUUCAGUCCUCACUGGAAAACAAGCCAACUAAACAUAACAGAUUACAUCAGCUCAGGCUUUUCAAUUCCUGGAUGGUAGCAGCGUGCUAAUCCAAACUUCAUCCUGGAUUUCGCAAAGUAAAACAAGGGAGGCUGGCAAGAGGACAGAUUGAGGAAACUGACGACGGCAGGCCUUGUGGGCAAGAGGCUGUAUAAAGCUCCAAAAUUUGUAAGCUGAUCUCCAGAACUUCCACAUUGAGUUCCUCACUCCUGCAUCCCUGAACAGAAGACAUCUGACUGAACUUUUGCAACCUGUCAUUGAGGGCGGUGGAAUUGGGCUUUCAUCCCACCAGGAGCCAUGGCCAGUUUUCUGGUGCUCACUCUACUUCUGGUACCCAUGAAUGUUAGAGCUACCUGGAGUGCCAACUAUGCAGUAGAUUGCCCGGAGUCCUGCAACAGCAGUGAAUGUAAAAAUCCGCAACAUUGCAAGCGCACUGUGUUGGAUGACUGUGGCUGUUGUAGGGUGUGUGCUGCAGCUCUGGGAGAAACUUGCUACCGGACAGUUGCAGGAAUGGAUGGUGUCAAAUGUGGGCCCGGACUGAAGUGCCAAUUCUUUUCUGAAGAAGAUGAUUUUGGAGAUGAGUUUGGUAUCUGCAAAGCAGAGAAUGACAUGGGAUCUGGCGAUGGUAAUUCCGUAGAAGAGGAUUUUGUGAAGGAAAAAGACAUUCACUCUCCAAUCAUGAAAUGGCUGAAUCCUCGCUGAUAUUAGCCUAUGUGGGUUAGAUUUCUAACCCAUGCUUUCUUCUAACAGUGAAUGUUCCACAAACCACUUUAAAACAGUAGAUCUCUUGCAGAGGAAAUUGUAAUUUUUUUUAAAAAGAAGAUCCAGUUUAUGUAUCUUUGGGAAAAGAUUGAAUUUCAGCAAGAAACUGUGUACAGUGUACAUGAUUUUUAGAAUAUCUUCUGAAUACUAAAUGUAUCAUGAAUUCUUGAAUGUAAAAUAUAGUUGGAACUUGCAUAUUGCUGCAGCUUACCUAUAUAUUGAAAAAUAUAUAUCUCUUAUUUUUUAACAUUCUCAAUUCUAUACAUCCUGCACAAAAUAUUUAUUCAUCAAAGAACUGAAAAUGUAUGGGGGAUAAAAAUUAGUAUAUAAAUUGUCUAGACUGAAAUCCUAAUUUCAGGAGUAGAGUAACAAUAAUACAGGUAAUAGCUGUUGAAUAUGGAACCAGUGUCGAUUCUGAAUCUUAUAACAUAUUAUUUGCCAGCAAGUCCAGUGAAUACAGUAGGAUUUCCUUUUCUAUGAAGCAUUCAGAAAAUUUACUUUACAGUCACAAUCUUAUUCGGAGCUAAAACAUAGACUAAACAACAUUUUUUUACUGUUACCAAUUAGCUUUACCCACAUUUAGUUCUUCUGACUCAGAUACAGAUAGGUCUCCCCUUCAUCUCUGAGUUACUACUUUAGCAUUGCUAGCCUCAAAUAUUAGUUUUUUCCUGUUGAAAUCAAGAAGAUGGUAAAAGCUUUAUGAAUGACUGGUCUUAACAAUUACCUUCCUUAUGAGUAACUUAUUUCGUGAAAAUUAAAUUGCGAAAGCUCUGUGUCUCAUAAUGUAUUUAUUGGGAUUAAAUUCAUUAUUUUCUUUUGCGAUCAAUCAAAAUUUAGUCUGGCUUGAAUUAUGUUGCCUUGAAUCGUAAAGCUGAACUGUGUAUCUGAAGAUUGCAGUUCACAAUAAGAGUGCCAAUACAAUCAACAUUACAGAAGUGCAAACACUUGCUCUCUAAGUUAAUGGAUCAUUUGAAGGCAAAUAUGAUUUGAGGCUCCUUCAGGAAUUCUGAGCUGCAUAAAAAGGAGAAAGUUGCUUGUGUGGUUUGGUGGGCAGGAUGAAAGAGUUUAUUUAAAUAGUGUUGUGAAUAUUUACAUGAAUAUAACUCUUUCGUUGUUUGCUUUGCCAAAUAUGAUGAAUCCUUCAAAGUUGUGUAACUAACUAAACGCUAUUACAAUAUAAGACUGUAUUUCUAUAGUUGUUACUUUUCAUGUAAUUAAUCCCUAAUAAAAUGGAUAAAUCCUAUUGUUUCCAUA
Thamnophis sirtalis is the source of this 2291-nucleotide messenger RNA. The record is from RefSeq and is a predicted model, not a curated record. NCBI's taxonomy places the organism in Eukaryota, Metazoa, Chordata, Lepidosauria, Squamata, Natricidae.